UUAGUUUAACUUACAAAGUUUUAGUCAUGUAUAUCCUCUCCUCUACUCUGGGCUCUAAACCCAAGUGAACAGCGUAGCCGGAGAGAACUAACGGAGCUACAAAGAGUGGCUGCUGCGUUUACAUCAAUUUUGCAGCAGAACUUUUGAUUCAAUGGAGCGCGAAGACGGUGAGCAGCAACCGCGUACAUCGUCGUUUCCACCGUCACCGUCCUCGUCACCGGUUGUCAGCUUUAGAGAGGAGGAGCAAGUGAUGAGCGAAGUUCACCUUGGCUGCCCUCCUAAUCACUCCGGUCCCCAUGUCUCCCAUUUUCCCAUCUCGUUACCACCUCGCCACGAUAAUUCCACAUCGAGACGACAUACUGAUGCAGUUGAAGAUAUAUCAGUUUCAACAUCUACCAAGUUUGACUUGGAUGAAGAUGGUGAUCUUAUUCUAACACGACGCAAAAAAUCACCUAGCCAUCAUCUUGUUUUGACCAUCCAGCACAAUAUCACUUCAUCGAUUCCUAGAGUUGGUUUGCAGGUCUGGAGAGCAGAACUAGUACUUGCUGAUUUUGUGUUGCGUGUGAUGUCUAUGUCAUCUGAUUUUGAUGAAGUUGUUGCGUUGGAGCUUGGGGCUGGUACAGGGUUAGUUGGUAUUUUGCUUGCCCGUGUUGCUAAAACCGUCUUCAUAACAGACCAUGGUGACGAAGUACUCGAGAACUGUGAGAAAAAUGUGAAUCUUAAUGCUGAAAUAUUCCAUGGCAAGGCUUCUGUUCACGUACGUGAACUUGAUUGGAAAGAUUCAUGGCCUCCUCAAGAGGCGAGAACUUCACCAUCCAAAGGAAGGUACAGCUGGACCCAAUCAGAAAUCGAAGAACUCAAGAAAACUUCUUUGCUUCUAGCUGCUGAUGUCAUUUACAGCGAUGACCUGACUGAUGCAUUUUUCAGCAUCUUAGAGAAACUAAUGUCAGACAACCCAGAGAAGGUGCUAUACCUGGCUCUGGAAAAGCGUUACAACUUCGCGCUUGAUGAUCUUGAUGUUGUUGCAAAUGGAUAUUCACACUUCCGCAGUUACCUGAUCACCGGAGAAGAUGAUGCAGGAUGUAAGCAGCUUGAUAGUGCAUCCGAACCUUUCUUUGUUGGCGAGCAGAUUGAUUUGAGAUGCAUUCCAUGUUAUGUGAGGGAUUACAAUAGAGGGAAUGACGUUGAAAUUUGGAAAAUUAAGUUAAAUCAUAGAGCACUCUUCUGAAUUUCGGGAACACACUUGGUAACAUUUAUCUUCAGCGACUUACCUUAUGAUUCGUUUUUAAGAGUAAAAGUCAGUACUAAAUAGGCCUUGUGAUUGCAUUGCUAUGAACUUGAAAUUCAUCUUCAUGCU
Messenger RNA from Nicotiana attenuata, 1357 nucleotides. RefSeq names its product methyltransferase-like protein 22. Lineage: Eukaryota; Viridiplantae; Streptophyta; Magnoliopsida; Solanales; Solanaceae. Gene Ontology annotation, cellular component: nucleus. Gene Ontology annotation, biological process: protein methylation. The record is from RefSeq and is a predicted model, not a curated record. The coding region runs from base 152 to 1228 and encodes 358 amino acids. The transcript is spliced from 9 exons. Gene Ontology annotation, molecular function: protein methyltransferase activity.